AUUGUACUCAGAAAUCGUUUUGAAUACAACUACAGUGAAUAUUGGACGUUAUAGUAAAACAAAAGUGGACAAUUUGACUAUGUGAUAAUUUUGUUUACGUUUCGAAGGACAUUUAAUCAUCGGAUUGUGAAUUGAAAUUGACGCAUCAUGAGCAUUAUCUCAACAAGGACUAUUUGUUAAAUUGAAGCCGAAAUAGUGUUCAUAAAUUGAUGGAUACUACACAUCCGGCAAGGGGACGCAAUACGCGAACACCGACGGAAAAAACAUGACACUGAGCCUAUCGUGUCUUGUUUUCUUUCUUCCUUGAUAUUUGAUUUCCCCCAUCAUGGCUCAUCAGCAAACUUUUGCAAGAAAUCGUCUCUACCAAAUUUUGUUUUGGUUCACCAUCGGAUUGAAUGUGGCGGAUCAGAGCUCUCUGCCACUAAAAUAUGAAGCUCCUGAUGACUGCCAGUGGUGGCUGCGAGGCCCCAACGAUGCACAUGAAGUUUCCCUCACGUGUAAACUACGCACAAUAAACAGUGAAUUCGACACAACUAACUUCAGUGUAAUUCCGUCAGAACAUACCACGUCCUUAAGAAUAGAGUGUAAUGAAGAAAUGAUGUAUAAAAGCUCCCUUGAUGAUCGGAGUUUUGCUCAUCUAGUAAAACUACGUGAACUUGUUUUAGAUAACUGUAAAAUUGGAAGAUGGCCGCCUGGCGUACUCUCCGGCUUGAGAGACCUCCGAAAUUUAACGAUUCGAACGAAAAACACAGAGUGGGCCGCUAUGAGUUUAGAGAUAGCAUCAGAAAGCUUUACGGCUGUUCGACAGUUGGAAAAGUUGGAUCUCAGUUUUAAUAACAUUUGGUCGUUUCCCGAAAACUUGUUUUGCCCGUUAACCAAUUUAGUGUAUUUGAAUGUGUCAUCGAAUCGUCUACAAGAUGUGAGUGAUUUGGGAUUCCGAGAGCGAGCAAUGCAUCAAGCACUGAUUAGCGAGCAAGAUGGACCUGCUCCUUCGGCACCAUCAAUGUCACAUGCAACCUGUUCACUAGAUAUUGAGGUACUAGAUGCUUCAAGCAAUCACUUUGUUUUGAUGCCAGAAAACGGCUUCAUGGCUCUGCGUAGACUUAAAGAACUCCACAUUCAUGAUAACGAAAUAUCAAUGGUGGCUGACAAAGCGUUAUCUGGAUUGAAACAGCUGCAGAUAAUUGAUCUCUCAAACAACAAAAUAGUCGCUCUUCCACAAGAUCUGUUUAAAGAUAGUAGACCGGUCAUCAAAGAAAUAUACUUACAAAACAAUUCUAUAAGUGUGCUUUCACCAAGCCUGUUCGCCAACCUAGAUCAGCUGUUGGCGUUGGAUUUAUCAAAUAAUCAUUUAACGAGUACUUGGAUUAAUGAGAAUACUUUCACCGGUCUUAUAAGAAUGGUGCUGUUGAAUUUAUCAAACAAUAGAUUAACGAAACUUGAUCCCAAGAUUUUCAAAGAUUUAUAUACUUUACAAAUUCUAAACGUUCAGCAUAAUAUGUUGGAAAGCAUUGCUGCUGACACGUUUGCACCUAUGAAUAAUCUGCACACGUUGAUCUUAUCUUACAACAAGAUAUCGCACAUCGAUGCUUACGCCCUAAAUGGUCUGUAUGUGUUGUCGUUACUAUCUAUCGACAAUAACCAUCUUGAAGAACUCCAUCCAGAAGCAUUCAGGAAUACAUCCUCUCUACAGGAUUUGAAUUUAAAUGGGAAUCGCUUAAAGAAGGUACCCAUCGCGCUAAGAAAUAUGCGAUUACUAAGGACUCUUGAUCUGGGAGAGAAUCAGAUAACGUCAUUGGAAGAACCCGGCUUCGUCGGUUUGCAUAACGUAUACGGCCUUCGUCUUAUCGGAAAUAAAAUAGAAAACAUAAGUAAAGACGUGUUUACAGAUUUACCGUCCCUGCAAAUUCUAAAUCUUGCACGAAAUAAAUUAAAGCACAUCGACAUGAAUGCUUUUGAAACAUUAUCUACACUACAAGCUAUAAGGUUGGAUGCCAACCAACUCACUGAAAUUCAAGGCCUAUUCGUAAAUAUUCCAUCGCUCUUGUGGUUGAAUGUAUCAGAUAACCAAAUAGAAUGGUUUGAUUACACCGUUAUCCCUUCGGGACUUCAGUGGCUGGAUCUUCAUAGUAACAAUAUCAAAGAGCUCGGAAACAACUACCGAAUGGAUAAAGAAUUGCGCUUACAAACAUUAGACGCAAGUUUCAACAAAAUGACAAAAAUAUCGGCUUUUUCGAUUCCCAGCAGUGUAGAGUUGCUGUUCCUGAAUGAUAAUCAAAUUACACAAGUUGAAGCUCAAACUUUUGUUGGAAAAACCAAUUUAACGAGAGUCGAUUUGUAUGCAAAUCAGAUAACUAGUAUGGAUCUCAAUGCGCUUCGUCUAACUCCGGUCGAUCCGGGACGGCCGCUACCCGAAUUUUAUAUCGGUGGAAACCCGUUUCAGUGCGAUUGUACUAUGGAGUGGCUGCAACGCAUAAACAAACUGGACCAUCUGAGACAACAUCCACGUGUUAUGGACUUGGAGAGCAUUUAUUGUAAAUUGUUGUACAAUCGUGAAAGGACUUAUAUUCCACUUAUCGAAGCGGAAUCAUCUCAGUUUUUGUGUACAUAUAAAACCCACUGUUUUACGCUGUGCCAUUGUUGUGAUUUUGACGCCUGUGAUUGUGAAAUGACGUGCCCAUCGAACUGUACGUGUUAUCACGACCAACCGUGGUCAGCCAAUAUUGUGGACUGUUCGGCUGCUGGGUAUUCGGAAAUACCUAGUAGUAUACCUAUGGACGCUACUGAACUAUAUUUAGACGGUAAUAAUUUUGGUGGUUUAACGAGUCAUGCUUUUAUCGGACGUAAGAAUUUAAAAAUAUUGUACGCUAAUAAUUCUAACAUUGACGCUCUGUAUAAUAAUACGUUUAGUGGACUAAAACGCUUAACAAUAUUGCAUUUAGAAAAGAACAAUAUAAAAGAGUUGCUAGGUUUCGAACUGUCGCCUCUGGAGAAUUUGCGCGAGUUGCAUCUACAAGACAAUAAAAUACAUUAUAUCGAUAAUCGCACCUUCAUGGAGUUGAGGCAUUUAGAAGUGUUGCGCUUGGAAGGAAAUAACAUUUACGGCUUCGCGGUGUGGCAGUUCACGAUGAAUCCAUAUUUGGUAGAGAUAAGUCUCUCGCGGAACCUUUGGUCGUGCGAUUGUCAGUACAUGCAUAAAUUUCGCACUUGGUUCAAAAAUAACCUUGGAAAAGUGGAAGAUGCUCUUAAGAUCACGUGCGUAUUUGACAACGUUACUAACGCCGUUGGACCAUUGAUGGCCGAUUUUAACUCAACAAUAUGUACUAGUCACGUGGGAGGAAGUUCAUCAAUAAUCGAGAACCAAGUAAUUAAUGAUUAUCUGCCUCUGCUACUAAUAUCACUGUGCGUGUUCAUCACAAGCUCGGCAUUAAUAUGCGGCGUAUUUUAUUGGAGGCGUGAGCUUCGAGUCUGGAUUUACUACCACUGUGGAUUCAGAAUGUGCUACAAAAGCACAGCUUUCGACGAUGAAGCCGACAAAGAUCGGCUGUUUGACGCCUACAUAAGUUAUAGCGUGAAAGACGAAGCUUUCGUCGCUCAAAUGUUAGCGCCCGGCCUAGAAUCCACUGACCCAAGUUUCCGUCUCUGUCUACAUUACCGGGACUUCAACGCCUCGGCAUACGUGGCGGAUACAAUAAUAGAGGCCGUGGAGUCAUCAAAAAGGACCAUAAUAGUCUUGUCCAAAAAUUUCAUCAACAACGAAUGGUGCCGUUUUGAAUUUAAAACGGCACUUCACGAAGUACUGAAAGAGAGACGAAGAAGACUGAUAAUAAUAUUGCUAGGGGAGCUACCGAAUAGGGACAUCGAUCCAGAGCUCAGGUUGUGUUUGAAAGCGAACACUUGUAUAGAGUGGGGUGAUAGACAAUUUUGGCAAAAGUUGAGGUUCGCGAUGCCGGACUUGCGGAAGUGUCAGUAUCACCGGUCGACAGUGAAUAUUUACGCUUCGGUGUCCCCGGUGGGGGCCGGGCGGGCGCCGGCGCCGCCCCCGCCGCCGCCGCCGGGCAAGCUCCCCCCCCUGCUCGGCGACGGGCUGGCCCUGCCGACCAGCGUGCACUCGCGCGACGCGCACCCCCACCGCAUGCCGCCGCAAGCGCAGCUCUGGGCGUAGCGUAUGCUCCAACGCAGUGCAUCUUCGGAACGCACUGCGUACACCUGGCUGCCCGACACCAGGAUCGAGUUCUGCUCGCCGUACAGUCGGCGAAAGAGCUCCAACUCAACGGUCUACGAGAGCGACUGAUGGUACGAGGGCUUCGACCAACUCGAAGAAGCUUUGCUUUGAUCACGAACACUUAAAGUGCGAAACCCUGUACUACGAAACUCUUGAGUGACGUCGAGAAUAAUCUUCUUUGGCGUUUGACGUUGUACACCGUUCUCCUAUAAAAUAUGUUUAUGUUAUUAAUUGUUUAGGUCUCUAACCUUUGUAAAUAGUUACCUAUCUUUUAUGUAAAAAUAAUCUUGAUAACAAUUUUUAUGCCAUCCAUUAUGUAAUUAGAUUCCAAGCAAUGACGUAAUAUUUUAGGUGACAAGCGUUUAAAGCUUUUGCAAUGAAUUAAAAUUCAACGAACACAAAUGUCACGAUGU
Helicoverpa armigera (cotton bollworm) is the source of this 4638-nucleotide messenger RNA. RefSeq names its product toll-like receptor 6 (gene Toll-6). The record is from RefSeq and is a predicted model, not a curated record. Bases 326 to 4165 code for a protein of 1279 amino acids. Gene Ontology annotation, biological process: signal transduction. The transcript is spliced from 2 exons. Gene Ontology annotation, molecular function: protein binding. Lineage: Eukaryota; Metazoa; Arthropoda; Insecta; Lepidoptera; Noctuidae.